AGAGCACACCGCCCCCACAGGGCGAACGACCACUAGCUUAUCGCGAUACAACCCCUUGUGCUACGAACUUUGUUCAGUGCUAAUACGAAUUUUUCACAUGAAGUUUUACAACGCAUGAGUUCUCGCCGAAACUGAAAUUGGAUCUUUCAAAACAAUUAAAGGAAGCUCAAUUCAGAAAAAUGGGUAGCAGCGAAGGUCAACAGACGUUUUGCUUAAAAUGGAACCACCACAAGACAAAUUUAGUAGAGAUCCUAGAGGCGUUAAUAAAGGUAGAGACGUACGUCGACUGUACGCUUGUAGUUGACGAUCAAGUCACUUUUAAAGCUCACAGAGUUGUGUUGGCUGCAAACUCUCCAUAUUUCCAGUCAAUUCUGGCAGAUGUGCCCAUGGAUCACUGCAGUAUACUAUUUCCAGGUGUUAAAGAUUUUGAAAUGCGCGCGCUGCUUGAAUACAUGUAUACGGGUGAAGUAAAUGUCACCCAAGCGCAUAUUCCGAGAAUAAUGAAGGUAGCCGAGCAGCUGGAAGUUAAAGGUUUGUUCGAUAUGACGGAGCUGCGGCGCCGCCCGGGUAGCAGUGAGCGAACUCCUGCUGCCUCGCCUCCCAGAGUCGUGCCCGCUGCGCCAUCUAGCAUUUCGCCUCCGGUACAGAUCAACCGCUGGCCGCCUCCACCCACGGCACCUCUUCUCUCCGCAGCAUACGAUUCAGCGGAUAUGAACCCUUUAAAACGUAAAAAACUUUCAAGCAUGCUAGCCACUCGUGAUACUCCAAUUUUAAGAAAUGUUUUAGCCCAAAACACAUCAGUGGAUUCAUCUCAACCUAUUUCCCUUGUUUGUCAUCCCGUGAGUCAGCAUGAACCAACCCGCUUACAUUCCAAUGGCUCGGCACAUGAAUCUGAACGACCUGUGAGUCCUCAGCGUCCAUUUGAUUAUCGUCCUCGAAGAUUGUCAUCAAGAGCAUCGUCGCCUCAUUAUAAUCGUUCAGACCGGUCUGAAGAUGCUCACUCUCCCUACACAGAACGUUCAUUUGAAGAAGAAAAUCAACGCACUUUCCAUCCGUCAUCACCACCUACUAACUUUCAACAAGACGUAAGAGCCGGCUUAGCUCCAUACGUGCCACCUCAACAAAAGCCAGAAUGGAAGCGAUACAAGCAAUACACACGAUCAGAUAUAAUGUCAGCAAUUGAGUGCGUACGAAAUGGAAUGAGCGCAUUACAAGCUUCCCGUAAGUACGGAGUACCAUCACGUACAUUGUAUGAUAAAGUAAAGAAGCUUGGCAUUACAACAAGUCGACCAAUGAGUCGCGGUGUAAAGAGAGAAUCUAAUGGAGCUGCAUUUCCUUAUGGCUUAAGUGGUACGGGAGGUAAUGACGAUCACCCACCUACAACGCCACUCAUUGAUCCAUCAUUUCUCCAACAAGCUUUAGAAGGAGCAACAAGAGAUGGAGGCCGGGAAGCUCUUCACGCUAUGGCUCUCGCGGCAGCUGCUCAUGCAGCUUUAACACCACGAACUCCCCCAAGAUCAGCACCGCAGUCUCCCCGUUCCCCACAACACGAUGACGACCACGUUGAAGAUCUUUCACUGGCAAGACGUCGCGAUCCCGAUCCACCAUCUGGAGUGAUCGUUCCACCUCGUAACUUUGCUCUCGAUUGUAGCAGUGAAAGAGAUUGAAAAGUUAAAGGCAUUGUAUAAUACUGACAAGACUGAUAUAGGCGUACAAAGUUAGUUAAGACACUUAUUUGUAGACUAAACUGGUAGGAUGCGUCGCGCGCGAAUAGUAAUAAAUACAUCGACCGGGCGCUCCGGCCGGGCAAUUGCAAUGGGCCCUGUAGCCACUUAUCUUCUACCUCUUUUCUAUUCUAUUUAUUUUCUAACGCCAUUUAACCGAACAACGAAAUCAAAUUUCCGUUAGGCGGUAUGGCGGUGUCUUGUGAUUUUAUGUUUGUUUUUUUCUUCAGUAGUUUUUUUUUUAUGUUUUAUAACAUUUACGUCUCUGUUAAUAGAAUAGUCUAUAAGUUAGGAAUAACUAGUUUGUAAGGUUAUGUCAGUUGGAGCGGUAACCGUUAGGGCUAGGAAGGCAGCGCCGGCCUGGCCGUGCACCUCUGGUAGGUCCGCCUAGACGAGUUAUUGUGCAAUUUGUUGUCCGCGACUGUGAUGUUUAUAGACUGAAACGCCGCCAUUACCUCACGCUCGCUAUAGUUUUGACUCUAGUCCACGGCACCGCACGUUACAAACUUGGUUUAAUAAACUAAUAUGCAAUUUAUAGUUUGGAUCGUGCGACUGUGACGCUCAUUAUAGAUACAUUGAGUAGCGAUGUUUUACAUUUAAUAGUAAAUAUUCCCUAAGUUAAAGUUUAGAUAAAUAUAACAAUUGUUUGCAUUUUGCCAUAUCUGUUUAUUGUUAAAAGUUCAUCUUUGAAAGUAAUUGAUUUGCACAAGCACGGUCGUUCUUAUUAGUAUUAGGAAUUUCAUAUUAGCUAAGAAUGCUCAAUGUAUGUAUUUAUAUGAAACAAUAAUUUGCAAUACCGUUGAAUACGUAAUUAAAUACCUUAUUAUUAUUCGUAGGUGUUAAUGUGGUUGCAGAUUUGUUACAUUGUAGUUAUUAGAUGGUUCGGCGUACCUUGUGAAUAGUUGUAUCUUAUAAACACUGAACUUUAAUAAAUCUUCCUCAAUACAUUUUGGAAGAUAUCAUUAUAAUAUUUAUUUAUUAAAUCUGUUGUACGUCAAACAUUGUGUUCAAGUAAAAUAUUUAAUGUUAAUUCUGUCACUAUUAUUUAAGUUAAAUAUAUUAUGUACCAACUAAGUAUAAUUACUUAUUAUUUUAUAAUUUUUGGAAGACUGAUUUGUUACUUUAGUCUAGUUUGACAAUGCCAUAGAUACGUUUUAUAAAUGUUUGCAUAUUGUUUAAAUUAGGGUGAUCACGUUUUGAGUGUGUAGACACUAAAAUAUCACGAUUUUGUGCCUUGUUUGUUGAUAUCGAGAUGUUUUGUGGACAUUCCAGUAGAUUCACUUUGUGCUGUUUUUUAUUAAAACACGAUUAAGGCACUUUUUUGUGAAUUUGUAGAUUUUAAAUUAAAUUAACAGAUUUAAAUAUACUACCUAGAAAUUAUUUUAAAUACCUAAUAGUUUCUCUUGUCGAAUUCCUAAUCAUUUUACCUCAUUUUAGCUUUUAUUGGAUAUUAUGUGAUUGUAAAAUAAUACUGUGCCUAUGAAUAUUAAUUAAGCUGGUGUAGUAAACAUCAUCUUUAGUUAAACUCAAGUCUUAAGUACUUUUAUAGUUGGUUAUGUAUAGUAUAAAUUCAAUUACUGAUUGUAGUUUAAAUCAAAUGGAGUUUGUUUACGUUGUAACUACAUUAUAAUAUUAAUAAGAACUCUAUCUAUAGGUAUUUACAAAUAAUAUAAUGUUAUAUAAAUACAAAAUAAACUUUUAAUUGAA
This is a messenger RNA of Colias croceus (clouded yellow), 3431 nucleotides long. RefSeq lists its product as uncharacterized. Gene Ontology annotation, molecular function: protein binding; DNA binding. Gene Ontology annotation, biological process: regulation of transcription by RNA polymerase II. Bases 180 to 1667 code for a protein of 495 amino acids. NCBI's taxonomy places the organism in Eukaryota, Metazoa, Arthropoda, Insecta, Lepidoptera, Pieridae. The record is from RefSeq and is a predicted model, not a curated record. Gene Ontology annotation, cellular component: nucleus. The transcript has 2 exons.